GGCUUUGGUUCUGGCUUCUGAGGACUUGUUUCCAAGCUUGGAAAAUAGACGGAUUUCUGAGCUAGCGCCUCUAGAAAAGUCAUUCUUGCCCUCUUUACUCUACCUUAGGGCAAAUUAGCAAUAGGAUCGGAUUUGUACUGAAGCGGUUCACAGAAUUCGGGCCUGAUCUCUCUCCUCCAUCUGCUAUAUUUCUUGAUAAAGAAGACGUAAACCGAACUUUGUUUUUUUGUUUGAAAAGCGAAUUUCAGCUUUGUUUCCUAAAAUUAUAGACUAACCGUCUUCAAUCCCUCUGUCUCUCUCCUCCUAACUGCGCAUCUCUAUCCUCUCCGCCAAAUUAGUAGUAUCGCUGAACUUCGAUCUCUCCGGCCCUCUUCUCUACCAUGGCCGCCACCACAAAAAAGCUCGUUUGGGUUAAUGGCUAUGGUAAUCUUGGAGGCGAUGAUGGUAAAUUUCUGCCUUGCAUCAACGUCGAAUUAAACUUCCGUGUGGAGCAGACUUAUCAUCUAAAGGAUGGAUAUCCUGAAAGCAGAACCAGAGACCUCAUCACCCGAGACGGUAUCGGAGAGAUCUCAUCACGACGUCCAUACAAGUACUUAACCUAUGAUUUGCUCUACUCAAUGAUCCAUGGCAUGAAAAUCCCCUUCACUCUAGAGAAGAUGCAAUGUGAGCAGACUGAGUUGGAGAACACCGACGACCUAAUCCGUCAUGCUUUGGAUGUGGCUAGGUUCACCGUCAAUAGAUAUUGCAACUCCGGUCAGAAGCUAUUCCGAUUGGACAUAUACAUAGUGAAUCGACUGAUUUUACCCCACGCUCAAUUUGAAGCAAUAAACCUUGCAAAGGAGCAGGUAGAACGUUGGUUUCGACUUCAUCAGAAGGUUAAUCGGAUGAUACUGUCGAAAUCGUUUUCCGACUUUGGUUCCAUCCACGGGGAAAUAGGAAGAAUGGUGAGGGAAACAGCUACUUUCGAUCAAGAUUUGGAAUUGUCAUUGUGUCCUUUCUUGGACAAUGAGUAUGAUGAAGACUUGGAGUUGUCAUUGUUGGAACGAGCUAUGAGGGAGUACUUUCAGGAGACAAUAGAGCCGGUGAGAUUUGAGGGUGAUAUUGAUGAUCAUGGUGAGGAGGUGGAAGUACUCUGUGUUAUAUGUAAGGAUGAAAUCGUCAUUGGGUCUCCAGUCAUUCGGAUGCCAUUCUCUCAUAGAUACCAUGUCCAAUGCAUUGCAGAGUGGCCAUUGUGUCGCUUCAAGUUGUCAAUCAACAAAUCUGAGGAGAAAACCCUGAACGAUUGAGGUGUGGAUUGAUGAUUGAGCGUCGAUUUUCUAUUAUUGAUUGUGAACUUACAAUCCGAAUGUAUAGAAUCUGAGAGUUUGAGCUUCCGAGUAUUUCAAAGAGCUUUCUUGGGAUCGUAUCAUCACAAUCACCAUCUUCAUAGUGUUCUUGGUCUUCGCCUUGUUGUUCAUCCUUCGAUCAUCAGCAGAAUUUUAAUUAGAACCUCUGCAACUUCUGGGAGUGGGCAUAUUGUUCUCUGCAAUAUUUGGAACCGGGAAUGGAUCCUCAGUAUCAGUUGAAAAUGCUGGUUUGUUAGCAUUGACACGUGUUGGCAGCCGAAGAGUUGUGCAGAUAUCUGCUGGUUUCAUGAUUUUCUUUUCCAUACUUGGCAAUUUAGGUGUUACGAUGUCCAAAUAAUGCAAAUAAUCCAUAGUUUAAGUGUUUAACCCAUAGUAAAUAAACCUUCAUUUCCAAGUACAUUUGUUAAAAAUAAUUUACUAUUCAGAGAUAUUCGGAGCUGUCUUUGCCUCAAUCCCAGCUCCAAUCAUUGCAGCUGUGUAUUGCCUUUUCUUCUCCUACGUGGGUAUGUGUUACCAAAUGAAGAAGUCCCUAUUUUAUUCUAAUUUUUCUACUCGAAUCAUUAAGGAGUUCAAGUUCAAUAAUUUUUCUUGAAUUUGUGUUCAUAGCAGUCGAUCCUUGAAGUUGCUCUUCAUUUUUUUGAUUCCUGAAUUUGCGUUUCAUUUAAUGAUUCUGUGCUUAAUUUGAAUCUCUACAUUCUUGAUGAUUCAUAGCAGUCGAUUCUUGAAAGAAACUGUAGAAAUCUUUUUGAUUAAAAUUGUAUGAUAAUGUUGACCUUCUAUGUAUCCUUUAGGUUUUGGAAAGAUCAAAUUAAGCGCAGUAGUUAUGCUUUUAAUUUCAAAGUUACCCACUCAAGUAAGUUGCUUUCUUUUUGCUUCAUGGUUUCAGUUUGAUUGUGUGUUUGAUUGGACCAUUUUGAAAUAUCUGCAAUCUCAGCUUGCCAAGCCUCCUUCCCGUCCUCUUGUAUAUGUUGGUAUAAUUGUAUGUGAUCUCAAUUCCUGUUGAUAUGAAUAACUUGUUCAUAAUUUACAAUUCUUUUGAUGAAUUUGUGCUUAAAUAUCUGAUUUCUUGAUUGAUUCAUGGUAGUGAACUGUGUCAUCUAGGAUCGUAGUAGUUAAUUUUCUUUGAAAGGCAAUCAUAGUAGUGAAUUGUGUGUGUCUGAAUUAAAUUCCGUCUAGAAUCGUGUGAAAAAGCAGUACCCUGCAUGAGUAAUUCGAAUACUCCGAGUUGAGUUCAUGUGGAAAAGCAGUGCAAGGCCCAGAAAUUUGAGAUACUUUUACAUGUACACAAAGUAUUCCUGAAUAGAGUAAUUUGAGAUAUUUUAUUGUUCUGCACCAGUCUUUUACUCUUAAAUUAUUAGGAUAUAUUGUUUAUAUUGCAGGAAAAUGACACUAUGAAAUCAAAAAGGGAACUAACACCUCCUUCCCUGCAGAUGCAGAGUGUUUCCAAUUACUUAAUAUCAUUAAUUUCUUUAGAACUUGAAAUCAAUGUCAUAACUAUGGUAAUAAGGCUCACACCAUCCCACAUAUAGGAUCAACAGUAUCACAUAAUGUGAUAUCAUAAACUAACAACUUAUUAUAUAACUGUGCCUUCUUCAUAAGUAGGCUCAAAUCCUGGUAAAAUUAAGCUAACAUACGAUAGACAUGGGGUUAAGCCUUUGUAUUGAUUGGGAUAGAGUCCGGCAUAACCUUUGGCAUGAGAUUUGUGCUCUUAAAUUAAUAACUACUUGUUUAUACUUCAGGAAAAUGAGACUGGAGAAAUUUCGGAGGGAAUCAAAAGCUCAUUUACUGCAGAGUUGUUUCAGAGAAUGAGACUGAAGAACUCCGAAAGGAAAUCAAAAGCUCCUUCCCUGCAGAAUUGUGCUUUCACAAGAACAUUUUUACCCUGCAUUCUACCCCCUGUUCGCCCAGAGCACCAGAGCUUUCGCUUAUAAAAAUCCAUCAACAUUUAAGUGUCUCGUAUGCUUUUCCAAAAGGUUAAGAUGUUGAACAUUCUUCUGAGAAGAUUAGGUUACAUUAUCUACAAAAAUACAGCACGGAGACGCGAAAUCAUCCAGGCCUGUUUCACUACAAGGAUGCCUUUUGCCCUGAUUGUGGAAACAGCUUCGAGAGUGAUGAUGCCAUGGAGGAACACCAAUUGAAGGAGUGCGAGUACAAUUAAGACUGACACAAAUUAUGUUAGCAUUGGUCACGUAUAUACAAAACAUGCAACAAUAACCCAAGUAAUAACAAACUAAAACAGGUUCAAUGACAUGAUCAAUGUGCCUUUCUCAUCGGAAGCAUUUGUUGCCGGCAUGUUGGCGCUUUUCCUAUACGUCGCACUGCAUCGCAAAGACACUGCAACCAGGAAAGACCGGGGCAUGCAUUGCUGGGACAGGUUCCGGUCAUUCAAGACGGAUACGAGGAGCGAAGAGUUCUAUUCCCUUCCCUUCAAUCUCAACAAGUUUUUCCCAUCAGCGUGAUUCUUGGGUUGUAGUUUUUGAGGCAGUGUGAUCCAAGUCAUGAGCUAGCCCCCAAUAGCUCAUUGUGGGUAAUUUUACUUUGAUCAUCAAUCUCUUUACUAUAUUUCUUCACCUCCUUUUCAUUUUAGUCUUUAAUACAAAAAACCAUGUUUAGUAUAGAUGAAUCUCUUGUUCUCACAGCAUUAUCUGGUGAGCGGUUUUUCCUGAUAUUCCCCUUUUAAUCCCUGUAUGUGAAACUGGUGUGAUGAAAUGUAGUAUGAGCAUCAUUUUUUUUUUUUUUUUUUCAUUUUAUACUAACCAUGCCUGUGUUCUUUCUUUCCAUCAUUUUUUUUUUUCAUUUUAUCGUAACAUUUUGCAACCUAGAUAUCGAAUUCAAAAUUUUUUCCAUCAAAUUCAAAUAUACGAAUUUGGUGUGGGCAUAAAUCCAAAAUUACGAGAAAGAUAAGGGAUGUGGGAAAAAAUUCACGUGCUGCCGCUCUUAUGAAGCCGGACAAUGUGAGAUC
This is a messenger RNA of Cornus florida, 4308 nucleotides long. RefSeq lists its product as uncharacterized. Lineage: Eukaryota; Viridiplantae; Streptophyta; Magnoliopsida; Cornales; Cornaceae. Bases 381 to 1286 code for a protein of 301 amino acids. The record is from RefSeq and is a predicted model, not a curated record. The transcript is spliced from 7 exons.